CCAGUCCACGAUAUGGAAUAGUCAUCUUUUGAAAAAAUAAAAAGAGCCAUAUGAUUAAAAAGAUUAGCGCAGGUCUUUUUCUUGUAUAUAUGCUUUGAAAUUCCCAUUCAGCUUACAGAAUCUUUCCAUUACAUUCUAAAUAGAGCUUUUAUUUUACAAUUCUUUUGACGUUGUUGUGUUUUCGUACUGGUCCAGCGGGAAAAGUUAUUUGCAAGUGUGAUUACUCUAUCCUGACACCGAUAUCUGUCAUCCGUCACUAAGACCGGGUGGAAAGACAUCGUCGAGAAAAGAAAAGAAAAGAGUUGACGGAAUCGGGGAUAUAUAUAAAGCCUCUCAUAUGUCCUGUCUGGAGGAUUCUGCUUCUUCAUUGACAUCAACACCGAGAUCUAGUACAAAGACAUUUCAGAAGUCAAUUGCCAGGCCGACAACAGCUACAACCGUAUCAGCAAAGACUGAUCAAAGAAAGCGCCUCAAGUCCAAAUCCCAAUUCGUCCGCAAGGCCUUCUGUGCAUUUAUCGCCAUUGUCCUUGCGCUGCUCCUCGUGUCUUCGAGUCGAGGAGCUAUAAACGUGGAGCCUUCACAUAACAACAACCCUCCGCUUUCGGGCAUAAACAGCUCCGUCUCAAAGGAAGAGAGCUUUAUGCUGAGAAACGCUGCAUCAACUGCAUCAUCUAAACCAGGCAUCAUCGCAUCUGUCCUAUCAUUGUCUAAAUCUCCGCUCCUCAACCCUCAAUCACCCCGCACCAUGUCUUCUACAACAGCAGCAGCAGCAGCAGCAACGCACGCCAAGAUCGUCCCCCGCCGCUCCUCUGAGCGCGGACACGCCGACCACGGCUGGCUCAACUCAUACCACACCUUCUCGUUCGCGGGGUACUUUGACCCAGCGUACAUGCAUUUCGGCAGCCUGCGCGUGCUCAACGAAGACCGCGUCGCCCCGCAGUCCGGGUUCCCCACACACCCGCACCGCGACGCCGAGAUUUUUUCGUAUAUUCUCUCCGGGACCCUGACGCACCGAGACAGCAUGACGUCCGGUGGUGCUGGGACCCAAGAUGACAACAACAACGCCCAGUCGCUAAGCAGCCUAGGCAAAGACAAAUACUACAACAUGCAGCGCAACGACGUGCAGUUCACGACCGGCGGCACGGGCAUCGCACACUCGGAAAUGAACGAAGACGUCCAACGCGAGGUGCACUUCUUGCAGAUCUGGGUCCUGCCCUGGCGCAAGGGACUCCCGCCAACAUAUCACACCAUGACGUUUGACGAGGCGGCGAAGCGCGAGAAGUUUGUCACCCUGAUUAGUCCGCUCAAGGCCGGGGUAGCGGCCACGAGGGACCAAGAAAAGGAAGCGCGGCCCAGCGUGGAGGGGACGAUCCCGAUUCAUGCGGAUAUGCUUGUCGCUGCGGGCAUCGUUGCGCCGCGCGGGGUGUUUAGGUGGAGGGUUGGAGUGGGUGAUGCUUCUGGGACAGUUGCUGGAAGCAAUCCUGGAGGAGACCCCGAAGGAAAGGAAGGGAACGAAGGAAAGGAGGGAAAGGGAGAGGUGGCGAUACGCUCGAGGCAGAAUAGACACGUCUAUGUCCAUAUCCCGCAGACAGCAAACGGCGGGGCACGCGUCCGGAUUGAUGGGCGCCAGGAACUGGGCGAGGGCGAUGGCGCGUUUGUGACGCUCGUGAAUGCGGGGGACGUCUUGAGUGUAGAGUCGAUAGGGACGGGAGAGGCGGAGGUUAUUAUUAUGGAUGGGGAGUGAUUAGUAUGUGAUAACGUCUUAGAUUGUUUAUCUUUGUUGGCUUUGCCCCCGGGGGUGGGGUUUGGGGUUUGCGUCUUGUUUUGGUGCUUGGUGUAUUUUUGAUGAUUUAUUAUAAGAGUUGUUUUCUUCUUUU
Molecule: messenger RNA, 1877 nt
Organism: Xylona heveae TC161
Lineage: Eukaryota; Fungi; Ascomycota; Xylonomycetes; Xylonales; Xylonaceae
Product: Pirin-domain-containing protein
Exons: 1
Coding region: 338-1744 (468 amino acids)
Source: RefSeq, a predicted model, not a curated record